Messenger RNA from Dioscorea cayenensis subsp. rotundata (Guinea yam), 1554 nucleotides. Its product is annotated as PP2A regulatory subunit TAP46. NCBI's taxonomy places the organism in Eukaryota, Viridiplantae, Streptophyta, Magnoliopsida, Dioscoreales, Dioscoreaceae. Gene Ontology annotation, cellular component: cytosol. Gene Ontology annotation, biological process: regulation of signal transduction; regulation of dephosphorylation. Gene Ontology annotation, molecular function: protein phosphatase 2A binding. Bases 141 to 1334 code for a protein of 397 amino acids. The transcript has 9 exons. The record is from RefSeq and is a predicted model, not a curated record.
GCGGCUCCCCGGCUCCGUUGCCCAUUUCUGUUCGUUUUUGUUCGUUAAUUUUCUGGAACUAUCUCUGCCUCUCUGCGUUUGUUCCAAGAACUUCUUCUAGGGUUUCUCAAUUCCUGGAUCUAGCUCUGUAUUCGUCUAGGAUGGUUGAAUUCAAGAUGGAGGACAUGGCUCUCCCGGCGCUCUUCGAGCACGCCCGCAAAAUCCAUUCGGCCUCCGAUUCCGCCGUCGAUCAGGAGACGCUUACGAAGGGGAUUGAGGCGCUGCGGAUCUGUGAUGAUCGGGUGAGCAAGCUGGGCUUGUUCUCGGCGAACGAGUCCAAAGACGAUGUCAGCACUGCCAAUCUUAAGUACCUUCUCGUUCCAUUUUAUCUUGGAGAAUUGAUAGAAAAAGUUGCACAAGAUGACAGGAUACCAGUUCUAAAGAAAUCCCAGGACCAAUUGAAGGAGUUCAUUUCCAUUUGUGAAGCUUUGGAGCUUGUUCCUGAAGAAGAGAUAGGAAAUUCUGCACUUGGAGCUACUGAUACUUUAGCUGUUCAAAGGGCGAAAAAGAUCGCUCGGUUCAGACGCCAACGAGCUGCUGAAGCAAAAUUACAAGAAAUUAGAGAACGGAAGGAGAGACGUGACAGGUCAUUGCGAGCAGCAGCUCUGUCAACACCAAUUGAGGUUGGGGAGGAAGAUGCGCAGGAUGACGAUGGAGAGGAAGAACGGGAGGCUUGGCUAACUACAAUAUCCUUGGCUGUUUGUAAGGCAUUUGAUCUCCUUGACAUGUUGAAAAAAGAGGAACAGAUGCUACUUGCAGUAAAGGAAAAACAAUCACAGGAAGGGGAGCACGAAUUUUCUCGUGAGAUUCUGGAUGAGCGUGCCAAAAAAGCUGAAUCUUGGCACCAGAAGGCUGCAAGUCGAGCACCACUUAUAAGACCAAUGCAACCCAUUACAUGUGCAACUUUUGCACAAGAUGUAAUUGAAGGUCGAGCAAAGGCUACAGAAUUUCAUGAGCAUAAACAUCAACCUAUGAUAUUUGGCCCAGCAAGUCUUGUGGGUGGAAGAUUAGCCAGUGAAAGAGAAAUGAUGGCAGCACGAGUAUUCCAGCCUGGUCACAGGUUACCCACUAUGAGCAUAGAACAAGCCGGUUUACGUGAAAUGGAGAUAAUGAAUAAAUGGCAAGAAAUGAAUAAGAAAUUAAUUGAAGAAUCUAAUUCGUCAUGGCAUAAAGAUGGUCCAAUAACAGCCAGUGAUGAUGAGGAGGCUGCCGAGGAAAAGGCAAGGGCAUGGGAUGAUUGGAAGGACGACAAUCCUCGGGGAGCAGGCAACAAGAAGCUCACACCAUGUGGGUAGUUGCAAAAUGCUAUCCAACUUGCUAUAUUUAUGCAAAAUGAACUCAGCAUGUUCAACUUGCUAUAAUGUAUGACUUAAAAAAUUUGUGGUCAGAGACUCAUUCAAUAUCUGUGUGACUAUACAUGUAUCAAGAAUUUUGUUUUUAUUAUCACUGAAUCUGUUUUGCAAGUGUUCAUCAGAGUUUUUGCGCAAAUAAUCCAUCCAUGUGCUUUGAUCGUUU